CGAGAGAGGUAUUCAAUCUAGAUGUUGAUGUUCUCUUUAUCAACAACGUUUUCACCCAAAUGCUUCCCGAUAUCGUCGGAAACACGACGGCGCUGUUCCUCACCUUUGCUAACAACAAUUUCACCGGUCCGAUUCCAAGCAGCAUUGGCAAAGCCAAGAACCUCCUAGAAGUGCUUUUCCUCAACAACCAGCUCUCAGGGUGCUUGCCGCAUGAAAUCGGCUACCUAAACAAGGCCACCGUCUUCGAUGCCGGUUUCAACCGGUUAACGGGUCCGAUACCUUUCUCCUUCGGAUGCUUGAUGAAGAUCGAGAUCCUGAACUUUACCGUCAAUGAAUUGUACGGCGCGGUGCCGAAGAUUGUCUGCAAACUCCCCAACAUUGCAAAAGAACUUCAUUUCAGGCGUCCGGAUCAAAGACCAGGAACAAAAUGCGCUGCAUUCUUCUCUAAACGCAAGUAUUGUCCCAACGAGAAGUUGAUGAAAUGGAUUCCUUGUAAGAAAGAGUUGAGUUGGAACAGAAUGGGAACGAGUUCGGAGCAGAAGAAAAGUAGUGGUCCUGCAUCAGUAGGGUUCACAUAUGGGACUCUUGUCGCACAUGGACCGUUGUUCAAUGAUGGUGCUAUUGCAAAGUGUUUCUCUAGUGGCAGCAACGGGGCUGGUUGUGAUAUAUUUUGUGUUUCAGUUCUAGUUGGAAGGCCAGGCUGCUCGCGGUACGGAGGUAGGCUGCGACCAGCCUGUGCUGGGUUCAUCGACCCUGCUUUUUGCUGUUCUCCUCUCACCGGCACUUGUCUCUGCUUUCACCGGCGCUUGUCUCUGCUCUCACCGACGCCGGUCACCUUUCAUGUGCCUCCUGUUCUGCAAUUGGCCUUCACUGCUUCUUCACAGCUCACACUUCACAUUCACAGCUUCUCCCACCUGAGCACAGUUUUUGGAGAAUCAUUACAUGUUGAAGGUGCAAGUGGAGGAAUUGAUUUGGAGUCUAUUGGUGAAGAAAAUGAUGAAAAUUAUGAUGUUGAAAAUGAUUUCUGUGAACGUGAUGCAUGGUUCAAUGAAGAUCCUCCUAAUUUAAGGAGAAAUGAAUGAACAAGUCAUUUAUUAGUUUAUUUUAUUUGUAUUUGAAACUUAAAUGAAUUGUUAUCUAUUUAGAUUUAAGCCUUUUUUAGACAUCUUUUUCUAUUUGUUUUUGGAUUUGAAACUUGUAUUAUUUGCUUGCUUACUUGAUUUUUUUCAUAUGUAUUUUGUUUUGAGAAUUAGUAUUGAGAUUAUUUGAUGAGUUUGUAAGGUAAAAAAUAUAAUAUAUUUAUGUUA
Messenger RNA from Rubroshorea leprosula, 1307 nucleotides. NCBI's taxonomy places the organism in Eukaryota, Viridiplantae, Streptophyta, Magnoliopsida, Malvales, Dipterocarpaceae. The record is from the annotation of a GenBank genome assembly.